UUCUCGUGUAGUAUGUCGAAAAGGCCCGUGUCAAGCAUGAGUUCGCAGGAGGGGGAGGAGGAGGCCAGCAGCACCUCUGCUAUUGAGCAACAACAACAACACAAGAAGGCUAAGGUGUCCCAUCAGGAGAAGGAAGAGGACGUCUUACACGGCCUCAAGAAGGGCAUGGAAAUUUUGGUCAGGUGGGAGCUGAUUGAUGACGAGGUUGAUUCUGACGAUCCUGAUGCUGUAUCGCGAGUAUGGUGGCCUGCAACGGUGGAGAGCAUCACAGCUGAUACAGGUGAUGCUAACCUGAGCUAUACGGGUCACGGAGCUGAAUUCCCGGCAGAGACUGCCAAGGUUAGAGUGGAGCCAGACCAUACGCUGCGGGACAGCAAAGGGGUACCGCAGGAGUGGAAAGACGUCCCACCGUAUAAGCCAGGGGAGGAAAUGGGGGGUGAUGUCACAUGCCCUAGGGGGCAUGCCUCGAGACUGUUGACUUGGGCAGCUAGAAGUGAAACGUUGAAGGCUGCUGGUGGCAAAGAUGAUGAGCCGUUGAUAUGCGAUGUGUGCCUCACCAUAAGCAGUGACCCUUCACAAGUCAUUACACACUGCACAGACUGUGAGGACUGGGAGGCUUGUCGGUACUGUAUUGCAGCGUGGAGACGGACGGGGGAAUGGCCGCUGGACGGAGACGUUGAAAAACAACAAGCUGAGGAGACUUCGAUGGAAAUCGCUGAACUCAUGGAGAUUGUUGGCAGCGAGAUGACUCCGGAAGCAGUACACGUGGCAGCCCGAGAGGAGUUCGGAGAGCUCCCAACCUACCAACAGCAAAUCCUGGCGACUGGAUUCAGAACAUUCAUCGACACAUUCAAGGCAGAGUUGAGGAAGUUCAGCGCGACCAACACUGUACGAAUUAUCACUGAAGAUGAUAUGAAGAUUAUACUGAAUCGAUGUCGAGACUGUUUAAAAUCCGCUAUGGCUCUACCUGAUGGGAUGAAUUGAUAAUAUCACUAAUGGUGAUUCACCAUUGCUCUUGCAGCUGUAUUUUAAUAUGUGAUACGUAUUUCGCUCCGCUCCAAUGAAGUUGCUGCAUCACUGAACAUUGUCGCUGAGAAUGGGUUUCAAUGCU
Molecule: messenger RNA, 1111 nt
Organism: Perkinsus marinus ATCC 50983
Lineage: Eukaryota; Perkinsozoa; Perkinsida; Perkinsidae
Exons: 10
Coding region: 13-984 (323 amino acids)
Source: RefSeq, a predicted model, not a curated record